GGAACUGAGGGAGGACUUACCGUCUCCCUCUGUGCUCCACUGUUUUCUACCUCAGCCCACAGUGGUGACCACAGUUUAUCUACACAGGGCGUCAGGACUCCGCCCUCCCAAACAAACAGCCCCCGAUGUUUACGCUGUAGUGAGAUGUGAGAAUGACAACGUGAGGACGCGGGUGUUCAAGGAGAGCGGAAACCCUGAAUUCAACCUGAGAACCAUCUUCUACAGGAGAUACCCCAACACAGACAUCUCUGUUGAGAUAUACAGCAGAGGUCUGCUGUGGGACUCGCUUCUCGGUGAGACUCGACUCCAGACGGCCGAGUCUGAGAGGAGUCGAAGCCUCGUGAUGAAUCUGCGAGGCGGACGGUCUCGCUCAGGGCUCAGAGGUUGCGUCUAUCUUGAGACGUCUUCCAGCGUGUGCCUCACAGACUUGUGACAGUCUGGCUGCCCUGGCAAACACUGCCCUCUCAGGUAGAAGC
Molecule: messenger RNA, 476 nt
Organism: Pundamilia nyererei
Lineage: Eukaryota; Metazoa; Chordata; Actinopteri; Cichliformes; Cichlidae
Product: calpain-5-like
Exons: 3
Source: RefSeq, a predicted model, not a curated record